AUGGAGAAGGUCGAAUCGGCUCAGAUCGAAACCGCGGGCGAGUUUCCCGAGAAGUCGCUUGGGCAGCAACAACACAACAAGGGCGAUAUUGUAUUGAUUGGAGAAAACCACGAGGUUCGAAAGAUUCCAAUUCCCACCGAUGACCCCAAUGAUCCUCUCAACUGGCCCAAAUGGCGAAAGGCUGGAGUGGUUGGAACUUGCUGCUGGUUCGCCAUCUUUUCGUUGCUUUCCAUUAGCGGUACCGGAACCUUUAUGAACACACUAUACGCAAUGUAUAUGCCGGCACAUACUGCUGAAGAGAUCACUGGAUUGAGCACCUACCCUACCAUGGUCAUGGCUUUUGGAAGUUUUGGUCUCUUGCCGCUCGCCUUCAUUUUCGGUCGGCGUCCGGUUUUCCUCUUCUCGGUUAUAUUGGCAUUCAUCACUGUUCUCACGGCUGGGUCGAGUCAAGGUUACGAAGGCCACUUUAUCAGCCGGAUCUUCCUUGGCCUCGCCACGGGAGCUACCGAGUCGCUUCUUCCCUUGAUCAUAUCCGACGCGACCUUCCUCGACGAGCGCUCGUUUUACUUUGGCAUCUACUGGUCGGUACAAAACUGCGUGAGCGCAGGACUGCAGAUCGGACUCUCGUACCUCACGGCGGCAGGAACCUGGAGGUGGUAUUACUGGCUAUUUGCCAUCACACUUGGCCUGUCAAUCAUGUUUGCCUUCUUCCUUCUGCCGGAAACGCGAUUCCAGCGCCCGGCAUCCAGCGUCAAUGGCCAAAUCAUCUACACGGACGAGUUUGGCACCACGCACUUUUUGAGCGACGAGGAUGCCCGUGAGCGGUUCGGCGACAUUGCCCAGCCAGUGAGCAACGGCGCCGUGGCCCGGAAGCGUUCGUUCUUGCAGGAGCUCAAGCCGUGGAGCCCCGUGGCCGACAACGGCUUCAAGAUCUGGGUCGGUGCCUAUGGUAAGAUUUUGAAGAGCUUGAGUUCCCCUGGCGUCAUCUUUGCCAUGCUGGCCAGCUCCAUCUCGCUCGGCAUUGGCGUCGCCAUUACUUUGAUCUACAGCACGAUUCUCGAGGAGUCUUAUGGAUGGUCCCCCUCGUCGGUCGGCCUGUUCAACAUUGGUAUCAUUCCGGCGUCCUUCUUGGCCAUGCUGCACUCGGGAUGGCUGGCCGACAAGAUCAAUGUGCGCCUCGCAGCCCGCAACGGCGGCGUUCAUCGCCCCGAACACCACUUGAUUCAUCUUAUUGUUCCGUAUCUAACGGGUGCUGUUGGUAUUAUUGUUUUUGGCGUUUGCGCAAAUGACCCGCAAGCAUACUCUGCCUGGGUUCGUUUCCUUGUAGCCUGGGCCAUAUAUGAGUUCUCCUUCAUCAAUGUUCUUAUCACCACUACGAGCUUUGCUGCCGAAGUAUUCCCCGAGAACCCCGGUGCCGCCAUGGUGCCGGUGGUGGGAGGCAAGAAUAUCAUUGCUUUUGGUGCCGCGUACGGUCUCAUUCCCAUGCUUAACAUUUAUUCGUACCUCAAGGCCUUUAUGAUCCUCCUCGGCAUCUUCUCCGGAAUUUUUGCGCUCGGCAUUCCGGUCUACUUCUUGAACUCAAAGUGGAGAAGUGCCGCUCUGAAGCGUACGUGA
Pestalotiopsis fici W106-1 is the source of this 1614-nucleotide messenger RNA. RefSeq lists its product as uncharacterized. The transcript is spliced from 7 exons. The record is from RefSeq and is a predicted model, not a curated record. Gene Ontology annotation, molecular function: transmembrane transporter activity. Bases 1 to 1614 code for a protein of 537 amino acids. Gene Ontology annotation, biological process: transmembrane transport. Lineage: Eukaryota; Fungi; Ascomycota; Sordariomycetes; Amphisphaeriales; Sporocadaceae.